Molecule: messenger RNA, 1339 nt
Organism: Hibiscus syriacus
Lineage: Eukaryota; Viridiplantae; Streptophyta; Magnoliopsida; Malvales; Malvaceae
Product: suppressor of RPS4-RLD 1-like
Exons: 7
Coding region: 1-1158 (385 amino acids)
Biological process (GO): negative regulation of DNA-templated transcription
Source: RefSeq, a predicted model, not a curated record
AUGCUCAACUGCAAAUCAGUUGAAACUCCAAUGGAGCCAGGCUUGAAAUUUUGCAAGGACCGGACUGGAAAUCCAGUAAACAAGGAAACCUACCAAAGGUUGGUUGGUAAGUUGAUCUACCUUUCACUGACCAGGCCUGAUAUUGCAUACUCAGUUAGCAUUGUCAGCCAACAUAUGAGUGAUCCUCGAGAAGAACAUUUGGAACCUGUUAACAGAAUUCUAAGGUUCUUGCAGUUUACCCCAGGAGCUAGACUUGUAUUUAGAAAAAAUCAAGAUAGAACAGUGAAAGUUUAUACGGAUGCAAGCUGGGGAGGUGAAUUAACUGAUAGAAGACUGCUCAAAGAACUGAACUUAGAUGACAAGAAGAAUUUUGAGAUUUUUAGUGACAGUCAAUCAGCUAUGAGUAUAUCAAAAAACCCAGUGCGGCAUGAUAGAACGAAACACAUUGAGAUAGACAGACAUUUUAUUUAUGAGAAGUCUGUUUUCUACACUUGUACUUACGAGCUUCAUGCUAUUGGAGAAUAUGCUGAUGCGGUCAAGGAUUAUGAUGCAGCCCUAGAUGUUGAACUUGACUCGAUGGAGAAGUUUGUGCUUCAAUGUUUAGCCUUCUAUCAGAAAGAGAUUGCUUUAUACACCGCUUCCAAAGUCAAUAGUGAGUUUUCUUGGUUUGAUAUUGAAGGAGAUAUAGAUCCACUGUUCAAGGAGUAUUGGUGCAAAAGAUUGCACCCCAAGAAUGUAUGUGAAAAGGUUUUCAGACAGCCUCCAUUGCGCGAUUCUCUGAAGAAGGGAAAGCUUAAAAAGCAAGAUAUGGCUGUUACAAAGCACAAGACUACUCUUAUACUAACUGCUGACUCAAUUGGCAAGAAAAUUCAAUAUGACUGUCCUAGUUUCUUACCCAAUAGACGCCAGCAUCAAAUGGCGGGAUUAGCAGCCAUUGAAAUUGCGCAGAAGGUGUCAAAAUCAUGGCGUUCUUUGCAUGCAGAUUGGAAGAAUUCUAAUAGAAGCUUGAAAAGUGGUAAGAGGCACCGAAGAAAGGAAAGAAUCAGUUUAGUUAGCCAGAACAGAGGUGGUGUUGGUUGUAGUACAAGCGGUUCCUCUGAAACAUCUGCUUCAUAUGACAGUACUGAAGAUAGAUCAUCUAGCCGUCCUAUGAUAUGAUGGCAAGAUGUUUAUUCAUUAGCUGUCAAAUGGAGACAAAUUUCUGAGUCUUGUGAUCCAGUUAUGUGGGUUAACAAGUUGAGGUCUGCUAUAUUUUAAUCUUAUAACCUACAUUUACCAAGAUGCCUUAAACGUUCAAUGUUUACUUUUUGACAUUUCUUUAUUUUCUAUCUAUUAUGGA